ACAACACUAAAAGACGUGGUUUGAACACAGUUGUUAAGAGACUAAUAUCGCAAAGAACACACACAUACACACAUACACCCAUCUGUUGAACAUUUCAGAGUAACUUUCGCAUACACCCGUUCGUUAAACAUCGUUAAGACUUUACGUUAUUGCAAGUUAAGUUGAGCGUUUCCCUUCCCAAGCUGAGGCAAAGAGAUGGAUCGAGUAAGGCGAGUCUCUGAAAGAAGCUAUGGCCGAGUCCGAAAUUUCUCAUCCCGAAGUCUCCGACGUCUGAGGACCCCGCCGAGACCCGACGCACCAUCUGCUUGCAUAAAGUACAUCCUGUUCUUCGUGAAUGUGCUCUUUUGGGUUUUUGGUGUGUUAAUACUCGUCAUAGGCUCAUACCUUAUGACCGAGUUCAAGAAUGCGUGGAAUCUGGAUAGCAUUCUUUAUGAGCCGUCGGUUGUCAUUCUGAUUGUUGGAAUUCUACUUUUCUUGAUUGCAACUGUUGGCUGUAUCGGAGCCUUGAGAGAGAACACCAUCUUGUUAGCCAUCUACGGAGGGGCGGUCACUCUGUGUCUUAUUUUCCUCGUUAGCGCAGGAAUCGCGGUCUACAUGCACCAAGACAAAGUGGUAGAGAAGUUGAAAGAUGACCUUAAGCACUACCGCGAUCCGGAUAAAGAAAAUUUCCAGUUCUUGAUUGACAGGCUUCAAACAAACUUGAAAUGCUGUGGUGUUAAUUCAUACACUGAUUGGCAGACGAAUAUAUACUUCAACUGCUCGUCUCCCGGAUCGGAGAGCUGUGGAGUGCCCUUUUCUUGUUGCAAGGAAUCAAUUCAACUCAAUAGGCAGUGCGGUUACGAUGCGGGGAGAAUGAAAACCGACGCUGAGCGGCUGGAGAAGGGUGUGUACUCCAAGGGCUGCUGGACGAUUGCGAUAAGCUUCAUCAUGGAUAACCUGUAUCUCGUGGUCGGAAUCACUGCUGCUGUCCUGAUCCUCAUUAUCGUGGGCUCGUGCAUGGCGUUCUCAUUCCGAGCGCAAAUCCGCGAAGUGCAGAAAUACGCAAAACUCCAUAACCAACAUGAGCAGCCGGUGACCAUUAGUUGAGUCACGAGGCUCAACACGCUAUUGUCAUUGGCGCACAAAAUUGAGUUACAGCUUUUUUCAUGGAAAAGCUCUGCAGCUUGUUCCUAGAAAGCAGGUUAGCACUAACCCAGGGCUCAAACGGCUAUCUUGACAUUUGAUUGGAUAAAAAGGGCAUUCAUCCCUGGGUUAGCGUUAACAGCUUUCUAGGAACCCGGCCCCUGGAGUUUACAUCUUAUUCUUAUAACAUUUUACUUAGCUAAAUGUAUGCUAAUUCAUUGAUUAAGCUAAUUCAUUGAUUAAGUUUCUAUUUGAAACAGAUAUCAGGGGGAAAAAAUGGAGAUAAUAACAGGAUGAUGGUACUUUUAGUUUAAUAACUAAUAAAAUGGCAAGAUAAUGAUGAAAA
Nematostella vectensis (starlet sea anemone) is the source of this 1468-nucleotide messenger RNA. RefSeq names its product tetraspanin-5. The record is from RefSeq and is a predicted model, not a curated record. The coding region runs from base 196 to 1086 and encodes 296 amino acids. NCBI's taxonomy places the organism in Eukaryota, Metazoa, Cnidaria, Anthozoa, Actiniaria, Edwardsiidae. Gene Ontology annotation, cellular component: membrane. The transcript has a single exon.